AUGUUUAAUGGAUAUUAAUAUGAUAAGUAACUUGCCUUCACAAAAGAUAUUGACAAAAUAAAGAAGGAUUAUGUUUCAGAAAGAGAACGUAGGAAAGAUAUGAAUUAGAGAUUGUCGAAGAAUUAUAAAAAAAGAGUUGAGAACUUUGUCAUAAAUAUGUUGGAGAAUCCUGUAGUUUGUAAUGAAUAUAAACCUCCUGAAAGUUACAAGUUUAGAGAAGAAGAUAUAACCAAAAAUUUGGGAGAUCCGUAAAUUUAUGUUAAAGGUUUUAAACAUGAGAAGGAGAGAAUCUUGGAAGCCUAAGAAAAAAAUAAAGACUUGGAUUUCCUGCCAAAUUUAAAAGUAGGCAAACAUUCCUUCAGAGAAAGAGAUCCAUCUAAAGACAUCAAAAGAGAUAUAUUCAGAUAUAGAGAUAAAACUGCUCUCGCUAGAAUUGAAUAAUUUUUAAAAGAUCAUACCUAAUCAUAAGUAGAGAACAUGAAAAUUGAUCAUAAAAAGAUUGUAAGUCUAGAGAACUUCUCAGAAGGAAUGUCAGCUUUAGAAAGAAGAGCGUAUCUAUCAAGGUUAAUUGCUAAGAAUCUAUUGCCCUCAUUACAUAAUAAAACCCACUUCUAGGCAGCCUAAACUAUGUUUAAUAAUUUACCAUUGACUUUGAUGGAACAUGCAAGAUCUUAACCACUAUUACAUACCUAAGAGGAAAGUAGAAAAAAACCAUUAUAAUCAACUGAGAAGCUGAGAUUGAUGUCUUAAGAAGCACCGGCAAGACUUGAAGAAAUGGGAAAUGAAAAAGAUAAAAAAUAAGGAAAUGAGAUGGAAACAUUUAAUCCUGUUGAGACAUCUAAAAUAAUAUUGAAAAAAUGCAAUGUCGUUAAAGAUAAGAAUCCUAAAGUCCCCAUUUUACAUUAAGGUUCUGGACAUUUAAUAUCUACAAUGGAUAAAUCAAUAUAAGACGUUUACAGAGAAUUGUAUCAUGUAGAUUUUAAGAAAUUUGAUUGA
Molecule: messenger RNA, 996 nt
Organism: Paramecium tetraurelia
Lineage: Eukaryota; Ciliophora; Oligohymenophorea; Peniculida; Parameciidae
Exons: 4
Source: RefSeq, a predicted model, not a curated record